CAUUCCUUAAUUGUGGAGAAAAGAAAGUAAAAGAAAGUGUGUUUGUGGGAAAGAAUUAUUCAUCAUUGUUCAACAGCAACAAAUCCUUUCAUGACCGUCCCAUCCGACCUGUUAGCAACUUCACCAAACAGAGCAAUAACAACGCACAGCCAGCAGAGCCAUAGUAAAGGCGUACGACCGUUAACAAGCGUGCCUUCUCAUAUGCUUCCCCCUACUCCUCAGCCACACCACUCCAAUCAUGCUGUACCGAGGAAUAACUCCCUUCUUUCCUCCUGGCUUACAGCUAGCCAUAAUAACAUUAAUAGCGCCAGCAACAACAUCAACAAUAGUGACAGCAUCAGCAUCAAUGAUAGCAAUAUCAAUCAUGUCAAUACUAGUGAGGAUCAUGGCAACGUCUUUAGUGACACCGUUGACAAUAGCGAUGUGACAGCACAAGAUCAUAUUGCAUUCUCACGUGGCAGAGGUAGAGGUAGAGGUAGGGGGAGAGGUAGAGGCAGAGGUAGAGGCAGAGACACAGGUGAAGACAGUGACAGAGACAAAGACAGAGACAGAGAUGAAGGCAGAGUCGGGGGCAGGGGUAGAGACAGAGGCAGGGGUAGAGGUAGAGGUAGAGGCAGGGGAAGUCAAGGAGAUAGCACUCAUAAUUCUGGAUCUGGUUCUCUAACUUCCUCCUUUGGUCACAGUUAUCGUGAGCCGAUCAGUGUCGACAAUCCUGAGGACAACUAUAUGAAUGUUGAUCAAGAUAAUCAUCAUCAUCAUCAUCAUCAUCAUCAUCAUCAUACAGCCAUUCAAGAUCAAAACCAAUCUUUUGCAGCUUCGCCUACCGUAGAUAUCUCAAUCACAGUGUCAUCCCAAUCAGCGACUCCUGAAAAACGAAAGAGGGGUCGGAAGCCUAAACCCAAACCUGAAUUAUUAGCUGCUAGAGCUGACGAGAACAGCAUUAGCCAUGAUGACAACAGUAUUGAAGGAGUUAUCAACUUUAAGGAAUCAAUGACGCUCAAAGAGAAAAAACUCAAAGAAAAGGAAUCCAAGCAACAAAUCAGGAAAUCAAAAGGUGCAGAGCCUCAUCAUAUGAAUGGAUCCAUCCUUAAUUUCUUUGACCGAUCUGUCAUUGCAAGUUCAUCUCGAUCGUCCACAGCCAUUACUUCUGCUGAGAGAAAUUUUGCUGAGAGUUAUGGAUCAAAUUCAGCUUCUCCAACCAAAGCCACCUAUAAACAAUCUUGUCUAACAUUCGAUGUCCUGGAAUCAUCCAAAGCCGGAACCCUUUCCAGCAUGGCAGCAGCUUCUUUCAAUCAAGAACAGGAAAAAAACCUCAAUAGAGUUCUUGGAGGGUUCAUGAUGAAAGAGUUACCCAAAUUGAUUGGACGUGCGCCCUACGAAGAUUUAAUGAGCGGUAUGAUCGCAAGGAGCUCCAAGUUACCAACUCUCCAAAAGUUGAGUCUAACUCAACGUCUUCAUGGGCCGGGUGCUGAAACAGAAAGCGGACAGGAACUCAAUAUGGACAUGCUGGCGGAUAUUAAGAUGGUUCAUGAGUUCCUGAAUACAUUUGGAACCCCUCUUGGCUUGACAAAAGAUUCAGGUGAAUGGAUUUCAUUUGACUUGUUGUUAGCAAUGAUAAGGAAUCCAAGAAUUGAUAACCGUUUGUUAGAUCUCACCUGCAAAUUGGUGCAAGCGGCUUAUGAAGCAGAUCAAUCGCCUCAAAUCAACCAUUUCAACUUUUGUUAUUUCUUAGCCGUAGGACCUGAAGCGAUGAGUCCACCUUCAGAAGAGGAGCAAAAAAAGGAGGAAUACAAGAAGAAAAUUAGCAAAUAUUUAGCGGCUUCCUUCGCAGCUUCUAGGAACAAAGAGAGGAAGAAGCUCUAUGUCAAUUUACAUCGCCUAGGAACGAUUGAAUAUUCUGUCUUUACAAUCUCAGACCGAGUUGAAGCUUUAGUGAAAGCUCUACAUGACAUCAUGUCGUCGGAUCGGUUUCAUCGAUUUAUGAGGGAUGAAGUUGAAGAGAACAUCACUACUCUGAAACGUCAGAAACGGAAACGAGCCGAAGUCCGAAAAGAGGUCGAAGCAGAGACACAUGAGCUUGAACGGGAGAUGAAGGCAAUUGAGCGAGCAGCUGCAGAUUUAGAGUCUAAACGACAAGCUAUCUUGGCCAGUGAACGCGAGAGUAAUCAGCAGCAACAUUCACAUUCUGAUGACAUUGGAGGAGACGAGGAUAAGGAUCAAAACAGCAGCUCAAUUGAACAGACAAGGAUGACUGCAGCAAUAUCAUCUCGUCGACAACGACUAGCGCAGUCCAAGGAUGCCAAGAGUCGGGCUAACGAAUUACUGAAUCAACAAAAAUCUCUUGCAAACGAAUUGAAAUCCAAAGAAUCGGCAUGGGAAGCCAAUAAGGAGCUGUUGGAAGAAAUCUCAGUGGAUGAUACCGAGGUGCAAAAGGAUCAUAAUGUGCCGUUGACUCAACUUCGUGGUGGGCAUGUUGUCAAUACAGACGAGAGACUGAGAGUCAUUUGCUUAGGGAGUGAUCGUUGGGGACGCAAGUAUUGGUUCUGGAGAGAAUUUGGAGGUGUGAUUGUAGAGGAUCGAGGCCAAGUUGAGCCGCCUAUGAGGAAAGAAAAAACAAAAGAAAAAAACCAAGUUGAUGUAAAGAAGACUGAUCAUGAUACUCCUAAAGAGAUCGUUGCCAAGAUUGAGGAGGAGAAGAAAAAAGAAAAGAGCACGAUCAUGGACUUGGAAGAUGUAACACAGCGGAUGAAAACCAUGGCAGAGCCUGAACUCGCAGGAGACAAGUUCCAAAGGACUAAGGCCCGCAUGUCUAUCAGCAAUCUCCUCUUGUCCGAUAGCAAUGAGAGUUUAGUAGAAGGGGUUUCUCCGGUCUUGAUUUCUCAGUAUGAAAAAGAACAACUCGAUGAAUAUCAACAAAAACAACCACAGCUUCCUAAUUUUACAACUACAACUACAACUACAACUGCUCCUGCUCCUGCUCCUGCUCCUGCUCCUGCUCCUGCCGAAAAAGAUCUGCUAAAUUAUGGACCUAUUCAAACCUGGAGUUUAAUUUCCACCAGCAAAGAGCUGGCUUUCUUGACUCGAGCCCUGAACGCCAAAGGCGUUCGUGAGCGUGUCCUCAAAGCGUCCCUUUUAACGAUGCGUAAGGAGAUUGAGGCCAGUUUCAAUCGAAUCCAACACUGGGCAGGCGACGAACAUAUGGCCACGAGGAACAACAGCAGUCGGUAUAACAAUAACAGCAACAGCAACAGCAACAGCAACCAUAAGGAUGAAGACUUUGUGGUUUCUGUCGUGGGAGAAGAGGUCGGUCGACCUUUGACAGAGGAAGAAUUGAUAUUGUUAAAGAAAAAGAGAGGAAGAAAGAGUAAGCAAGAGCUGGCAGAUAUUGCAGCUACAAAGUUAGAAGUUGCUGCUGCUGCCGCUGCCGCUGCCGCCACUGCAGUUAUCGCAAGGGAUGAUGAUGAAAAUCCGAGUAUGGAGAUUGAUCACCAUGGUUUCGAGCAUGAAGUCCAGCUUAAGCGAGAUAUCGAAAUGGAAGAUGGCAACCACUCGGACCAAGAGCAGGAAGAGGAUAAUGGAAAUGAACAUGAAGGCAAGGAAGCAAAAUUGAACAACAAAAAUAACUCGAACACUCUGACCGCCACACCAACCAUAGGCGGAUUUCUAGCUGCAGUUAGAGAUCCAGAUUCUGGACCAUUGCCUUCUGAGUAUUUUGAGAAUAUGGUCAAGGCUGCGGAAGAAAAAUUGAAGAAUUUUUCAAAGAUGAUCUGUAAUGGUAAUGCGGAUGCGGUCCCAGAUGCAAUUAAGGAAGUGCGGUCUUUGCGUUUGAGUGAAAACAAUGACUCUGAAAAUAGUCAGCUCCCAGCUACGAUUAGAGUCCUUGGACAUUGCUUAUUGACAAUGGAUGAGCCCGAGGAAGAGUCGGAAGGAAAAACGAAGAAAAAUGAUGUCAAGGAUGAUAUGGAUGUGAAUAACACUUCAACAGAAAAAGAUGCAGACAUCACUAUUGUUGAUGACGACAAGCAAGAAAUGGAUGAUGAUGAUGAUGAUGAUGAUGAUGAUGAUGAUGAUGACGAUGAUGACGAUGAGAAGACUGAUGAUGGUAUUGAAUCUGAAGACAAGACGGCCCUGUCAUUUGAACGACUCCCAAUUGCGAUCCCUGUAUCCAUCAAUUCUAAGUUACUAUCAUGGCUAAAAACCUGCAGGAUCGAUAGUAUGUUGAGGGGAGUCAGAACGUUCGGCGCACUCCAUGCGUGGCUGGAUGAAUGCAUGGGUAUGAUCGAGAGUGUGGUCUAUGAGUCCAAUAAUUAUAAUGACCACAAAAAGUUGGUAGAUAGGAAGCGGAAGAAACGUCAGGAAAAGGAGGAUGGAUCUGAUGACGAUGAGCGAGAAGGGGAUGAAGAUGAAGUAGAGGAUGAGGAAGAGGACGAGAAUGAAGAAGAUGAAGGAGGAGAUGCGGGUGAUGAGAAGGGUCAAGAAGAGGAUCACGAAGACGAUGAACAGUAUGGUGGAAACAAGAACCGUAGCCGUCGCCACCAUAAGACGUCCAAGGAGACCCAGCUUAGGAUUACAACAAUUCGAGGUCGUGCCUUGCGAGCUAGAGACAAAAUGUCAGUGAGUUACAGAGACAACUGCAGAGAUACCGACGAUGGUGAUGAUGACGAUGAAGACCAAAAAGAUGGAGAGCACCAAAAAGAGGAUGAAGAUGAUAGCAUUGCACAUCGACUCAGGAAAUCCAAGAGAACAAGAUAUUGACAGCAUUUUUUUACUGUUUAAAUGUCGGGAAAAAAUAAGCAAAUCGGACCAAAUCUGCGAUUGAUCCCAACAUCAUAAUGUCAUGACACGAGGUCACUAUGCGAUUAACCAUUUACCCCUUACCCUUUAUAAAAU
Messenger RNA from Lobosporangium transversale, 4890 nucleotides. RefSeq lists its product as hypothetical. The coding region runs from base 91 to 4755 and encodes 1554 amino acids. Gene Ontology annotation, biological process: chromatin remodeling. The transcript has 5 exons. Lineage: Eukaryota; Fungi; Mortierellomycota; Mortierellomycetes; Mortierellales; Mortierellaceae. The record is from RefSeq and is a predicted model, not a curated record.